UACAUGGCCCUAGGAAAGCAGUUCUGCCAGUGGUUCUACAACCUUGUGAACACCCAGAAUCCCACACUGGGUCAAGAACCACUGCACUGGGGUCCCCAGCAUUUUUGGGAGGACGCACGGCUGAUGCUUUGUUACAGUGCAGAAGUGCAGCAAACGGACAGGUUUCAGGGGGCCGAGCUGGUCAGCCAGCGUUUCCUCGCUCUCGUAAGGGACGAGAGACUCUUCUUCAGCCCCAACCUGGAGCCACAUGGACUGAAGUGCGAAGCCACUCCCCACGGGCUGGUAAUGGCGGCCGUAGCCGGAACAAUCCACCGCGAACGGGCCUGUCUGGGAAUCUUCGAGCAGGCGUUCGGCCUCAUACGCUCCCCACUGGACGCCAACAGCUGGAAGAUCAAGUUUACACAUUUGAAAAUAAGACGGCAGAAUGAACUCACUGGAGAAGAGGAAAUGACAUCACCAGCAUUAACAUACAACUCAAAAGAACUUCUGUCGCUCUGUGAAUGAGGAUUCAAAUAUGCCUUUUGUAAUUAUAUGUAGAGGCAAUGGACGCUAUCUUGACGUACAGUCAGAGUGCUGAAGAAUUACUGCAGCGAAGGAAGAUGUAUCGUGACGUUAUAUUUCAGUACCUGAGCAGUGAGGGUAUUGCAAUGCCUCGCGACGCCGACAAGAAUCAGCUUGUAAGGAGGGCCCUGCAGUUUUGGGCUUCGAAUUCGAGGGUAAAAUCAAAUAACGUUAGAAUCGCAUACAGUUCUAUAAGGAAUUAUCUUCUCUGUAGGAUGAUGCAAUGUGCUAGUAUUGAUGGGCUACAU
This is a messenger RNA of Anguilla anguilla (European eel), 809 nucleotides long. RefSeq lists its product as uncharacterized. Lineage: Eukaryota; Metazoa; Chordata; Actinopteri; Anguilliformes; Anguillidae. The transcript has 2 exons. Bases 4 to 504 code for a protein of 166 amino acids. The record is from RefSeq and is a predicted model, not a curated record.